ACCCCGCGCCGGGGGCCGCUGAGGCCUCACGUUGUCAUGGAUGAUGAAGACGGGCGGUGCCUGUUAGACGUCAUCUGCGAUCCGCAGGCCCUGAACGAUUUCCUCCAUGGAUCCGAGAAGAUUGACAGCGAUGAUCUCCUGGACAACUCCGGCGACGCCGCCAGCGCCUUCUUCGAGGGGGCCGGGCUCCACGGCCAGGAGGCCUCGGGGAACCCUCUGAGCUCGGAGCCCAGCGCGCCGCCGGCCAGCGUGGACCUGGACUUCCUGGAGGAUGACAUCCUGGGCUCGCCGGGCGGCGCCGGCGCGGGCGCCGAGCAGCCGUGCGACAUCCUGCAGCAGAGCCUGCAGGAGGCCAACAUCACCGAGCAGACGCUGGAGGCCGAGGCCGAGCUGGACCUGGGCUCCUUCCAGCUGCCGGCGCUGCAGCCGGUGGUGCAGGCGGCCGACGGGACGCCGCAGAUCUUCUCGGGCGGCGCCGACCUGCUGGGGCUGCAGCCGCCGGCCGUGCUGGCGGCGCCCCAAGCCUUGGUGCAGCCGCCGGCCGACGUGGUGAACAAAGCCAUCAGCGUGCAGCCCUUCCUGCAGCAGGUGGGGCUGGGCAACGUCACCAUCCAGCCGCUGCCCAACCUGCCCGGCCUGCCCAACGGCAGCCCCGGCGGCGCGCUGGGACUCGGCCCCAUCCAGGUGGUGGGCCAGCAGGUGAUGGCCAUCAACCAGCCGGCGGCGCCGCAGCUGCUGGCCAAGCCGGCGCCGGUGGCGGCCGUGGGCGGGUACAUCGCCCAACCGGAAGCGGCGACAGCACAAGGGGCGGGAUUGGUGAUCCAGAAAAGCCUCCCGGCCGUGGCCGCCACCACCACGCUCAACGGCAGCUCCGUGUUCGGCGGCGUCUCGGCGGCGUCGGCGCAGCCGCUCACGGUCACCUCGGGCCUGGGCGGCUCCCUGGUGCCGGCGCCCAACGUCAUCAUCCACCGCACGCCCACGCCCAUCCAGCCCAAGCCGGCCGGCGUGCUGCAGCAGAAGCUCUACCAGAUCUCGCCCAAGCCCUUUGCCACCAGCGGGGCGCUGGCGCUGCCCGAGGCGCCGGCAAAGGCGCAGCAGAACCUGACCUUCAUGGCCGGCAAGGCCGCGCCCAACGUGGUGCUCCAGGGCUUCCCGCCCAACGUCUUCAAGCCGCCGCAGCCGCCGCAGCCGCCGGCGCUGGGCAAGGGCAUGAGCGUGCACGUGCUCAACCAGGGCGGCUCCAUCGUCAUCCCGGCGCAGCCCUUCCAGGGCCAGAACCAAUUCCUGCUGCCGGGCCAGCUGGCCGGCGCCUCGGCCGUGCCGUUACCGCAGCCGCUGUCGGCGCUGCCGGCCGGCGUCGGGGCCCCGUUGUUACCGGGGGCCGGCCAAGCUCACAUCAUCGCCGGUCAAGGCGCCGCCGGUGCCGCCACCGCGCAGCUCCUGGCCAACCCCGCGCUGCCGGCGCAGCUGCUCAACCAGAACCUGGCCGGGCAGCUCAACCUGGGCCCGGCGCACAUCCUGUCGGCGGCGCCCAUCCAGCUGCAGCCGGGCCAGCCGGCGCCCGCGCUUUUCCAGAUGCCGGUGUCGUUGGCCGGGCCCCUGCCCAGCCCCGGUUCGGCGGCGGCGGCAGCGGCGGCGCCCACGGUGAUCCAGGGUGUGACGCUGGCCAGCCCUGUGGCCGUGCUGGGCGAGGGUUUGGGCGCUGCCGUCAACGUCCCGGCGGCCGCCGGCAGCCCCGGUGCUGAGGCGGGAUCCGGUUCCGCUUCCGGUUCCGGUUCUGCUUCCGGUUCCGGUAGCGCCGCGCAGCCCACGGGGGCGGGGACGGGGGCGGGGACAGGGGCGGGGCCGGUGGCGCCAAGCCCCGCCCCCAGCCAGGCCCAGCCCAGCCCCGGCCUGGCCGCCAGCCCCGAGAAAAUCCUGCUGGGAACGACGGGCACGGCAACAACGGCAACGGCCGUGAUGGGGCAGGACGGCGUGCCCAUGUUCCUGCAGCAGGUGCCGCCGGCGCUGCUGCUGCAGCCGAAGCCGCCCCCGUCCAGCCCGGCCCCGUUCCCGCCCGCGGCCGCUCCGGUCCUGGUGCCGGCGGCCCCGGCAGCGCCCGGCCCGGCCGCAGGUGCCGCCGUUGCCGCCGCCGAGGCCCCGAAGCCGCCGCCGUUCUCAGGCCCCGCCCCCGGCCCAGGCCCCGCCCCCGGCCCCGCCCCCGGCAAGGCGGCCCCGCCCCCCGGGAAAGCGGCCCCGCCCCUCCCCCCCCCGCAGCCCGCCCAG
Molecule: messenger RNA, 2265 nt
Organism: Zonotrichia leucophrys gambelii
Lineage: Eukaryota; Metazoa; Chordata; Aves; Passeriformes; Passerellidae
Product: BRD4-interacting chromatin-remodeling complex-associated protein-like
Exons: 7
Biological process (GO): positive regulation of DNA-templated transcription
Cellular component (GO): SWI/SNF complex
Source: RefSeq, a predicted model, not a curated record